Messenger RNA from Antechinus flavipes (yellow-footed antechinus), 2084 nucleotides. It is a transcript of the gene ST6GALNAC2, whose product is annotated as ST6 N-acetylgalactosaminide alpha-2,6-sialyltransferase 2. Lineage: Eukaryota; Metazoa; Chordata; Mammalia; Dasyuromorphia; Dasyuridae. The transcript is spliced from 9 exons. Gene Ontology annotation, molecular function: sialyltransferase activity. Bases 944 to 1918 code for a protein of 324 amino acids. The record is from RefSeq and is a predicted model, not a curated record.
GGUGAACUUGAACAGCCCUCCUUCAUUUAAAUCCAAUUUACUUAGACGUCAUGGUAUCAACUCCUCAAGUUCACGGUCUUCUUCGAGAAGGACAAACAACAGAACAUUUCUACAUCCAACGAUAAAAUGCCUCAGGUCCCAGGACCACGGCCAGCGGGAAGAGGGGGUGGGGACCGAGGGCUGGAGAUUUAUGUGGUGCAAUACCAGGAUGAGGCACGAGGGGACAGCAUCUCUUGGUCUGAAAGCCCAUCCGAGUACAUCAAACAAUGUCCAAGAACCCCUCUCUCAACAAUUUCCAACUUCCCACAAGUAGAGCAGAAUAAACUAUGUGCAGAAGAGCGCCUCGGAAUCCCCCUAGUUCUGAGAUUUUGGGAAGAGGGGUAAAGAGAGACUGCUUAGGGAGGACAGAGCGGAGAGAGAGGCAGGGAUUUCCUGGGAACUCUGCUGGAGAAGGGCAUGCUUAAGGGGCACAUCCGCGGGGAGGGAGUCGAACUGGGUUACAGUUUCCUCCGACUUGGACCCCUGGUUUCGUAAAUCAGAAGUGCCUAUUUCCCGUUUACCCCACUCCAGUCGCGGUCCCAGUAGCUCCCUCCUUUUCCUCCUCUCUCCUCCGGCGGACUCACAACCUCAGAGAAAGGAUGGAGACCCAGGGGGUUAGGGUGCAUGGGGAGGGGCGGAAGGUGAACGCCUUCAACUUGAACUGCUCCCUUUCCCGAAAAAGUCUGUUGAGCAGUCAGUCCAACCCCCUGAAGUGAAGGAACAGAAAAAUGGGGAGAGGAAGGGAAGACUAGGGAGCAGUCCAGCAGAGGGCGGGGAGUGAAGGUCAGCACGGGAACUCCUCUCCCUCCCUGCCCACCUUGUGCUGGCUACUCCCUGAAACCAAUCCCAGGAGAACUCUCCAACGCAAGAAGGCAGCCCCACGGAGCUCCCCCGGCCUGGCGGGAUGCGGACUCCAAACGGGAUGAUCAUCUGGCUGUUGCUACUGUUCUCGGCCGCCUCUUCGGGGCUGCUGUUUGCCUUUUACUAUUCAGCCAAGCAUUUGACCAACAGCCCCGCGCAAGGAACCAGGAACAACACAUCUGUAUUUUAUUCUAUCAAAACUGAACUACCUGAGCUUUUGACUAGAAAGCAUGAACCCUGCAAUCGCUCACUGGUCCUUGCCACUCAACAACACUACCUUUUCAAGGAUAAGUUUAACUUCACUGUCCCAGUGCUGCUACAUGGCAAGCUCUUCACCCAAGAGCUCUGGGAACGAUUGAAUCAGCAGAGUGCUCCCUAUGGCUGGCAAGGGAUUUCCUACCAAGCUAUAGUUUCCACCUUGAGUCUCCUGAAUACCUCGAUCAGUGCUCAGCUGUUUGAUCACUCCACGAGACAACACACGGGCUGCAUUCGAUGUGCUGUUGUGGGCAAUGGGGGUAUCCUCAAUGGGUCCCGCCAAGGGGCACAGAUUGAUUCCCAUGAUUUCGUCUUCAGGCUCAAUGGGGCUGUGAUCAAAGGCUAUGAGGAAGAUGUGGGCACCAAGACUUCAUUCUAUGGUUUCACUGUGAACACAAUGAAGAACUCCCUGAAAGCCUACAAGAAUCUGGGUUUCACUUCAGUGCCCAAACACCAUGACCUGCACUAUAUCUUCAUUCCUUCAAACAUCCGGGACUACCUGAUGCUAAAGUCAGCCAUUCUGGGUGUACCUGUCCCUGAGGGCCGUGACAAAGGAGAUAAGCCGCAGACCUAUUUUGGACCAGAUGCCUCUGUGAGUAAAUUCAAGCUGCUCCAUCCAGAGUUCAUCAGCUACCUGAAAGACAGGUUUUUGAAAUCAGAACUCAUCUAUAAAAAAUAUGGGUACCUGUACAUGCCUAGUACUGGGGCCCUCAUCUUGCUGACAGCUUUGCAUACUUGUGACCAGACUGGGAUAACUUCAUAACAUCAUCAGCUCAGCUGUCAUCAACUCAACAACCUUUACUUCAGGGCUCUUAAUCUUCAGCCUGUGAACUUGUUUUUAUUUUGAAAAUCUGAUCACUUUCAAUUGGCACCCUUUGCAAUCCUAUGUAUUUUAUGUCUUUUAAAACAUUUUUUUGAAGACACCAUAA